AUGACGCCUUUCAAAUGCUUGCUUCCAGUUCUUCUUGCGACCAGCAGUCACCCACCACCACCAAAACUUCACAGCGUUUCGGAGGUUGCUGUCAGUACAGGAUCUCGUGUUGUCUGUGACGUUGCCGUGGUAGGGUCCGGUUUCGCUGGGCUCAGCGCGGCCAUAGAAGCUUCGUCGCAGCUUCCAGACAAUGCGAAGAUUCUCAUUGUCGAGAAAAACCAUGUGGUCGGUGGCAACUCUGUCAUGAAUGCUGGGCAGAUCGCCUGUGUUGGAUCAGAGGCGCAACAACUUGCCAACAUCGAAGACAGCGUCGAGCUCAUGAUGGAGGACAUGCUCAAGGCUGGAGUUGAUCUGAACCAUCCUCACCUACUAAGAAAGAUGAUCGAAGAAAGCAACAAUGUCGUCAAAUGGACUGAGCAAGAGUUGGGAAUUGAGUACAGAGAACGAGUCACUCAGAUGGGAGGACACUCAGUCCCACGGACUCUGAGUACCCUGAACGCUUCGGGGAAUGACAUUGUUCGACCAAUGCUCAGCGCCGUCCAAGGAAAAACCAAUGUAGAGCUCUUGCUGGAUACGUCGUUUCAGAGUUUUAUCAUGAACGACCGCGGUGACAGAGUCCAAGGCAUCCGUGUCAAGAACGCCAAGAAAGGCGAUGAAACAGAAAUCCUGUGCAAAAGAGGAGUUGUGGCUGCUUCUGGUGGCUUUAGCGCUGAUGUUCCCUUCCGUUCCAUCCAGAACCCAUCGUUUGACGAGAAAGUCAUGAGCACAAACCAACCCGGAGCAACUGCAGAAGUUCUGAAAGAGGCGCUCAGGAUCGGGGCGAUGCCAGUGCAACUCUCACGUAUCCAACUCGGCCCGUGGACUAGCCCGGACGAGCACGGCUUUGGCAAGGCGCCAUUCUUUUGCUUGGGGGCAGGAUUUCCUUAUGGAAUCAUUGUAGAUCCCGAGACUUCCAAGAGAUUUGUCAACGAGCUUGGUAACCGCUUUGAACGAUCCAUGUCCAUUCUGAAAAUGGGCCACCCAGCUGUGUGCAUUGUCGAUGCCGAAGGGGCACAACACAGUCUCAAACCGGAUUUGGAAGAACUCGAGCCAACGGUGAAGCCUUUCCAAAGUCUAGAAGAGCUCUGUGAACACUACGGCAUGAGUCCACAAGUGUUGGCUCAAACAGUGAAAGACUACAAUGACGGGGUAGCCACUGGCAAAGAUGAGGAGUUUGGCAAGCCAUUUCGAGACGAUAUCAAACCUAUUGAAACAGCGCCGUUCUAUGGCGUGCGACUUUGGCCAAAGGUUCAUCAUACGAUGGGAGGCCUCCAAAUCGACGAGAAUGCCUCCGUUCUCAAUCUCGAUGGAAACCCCAUCGAGGGACUCUAUGCAGCAGGCGAAGUUGCUGGAGGCAUUCAUGGAGGAGACAGACUGGGCAGCUGUGCCACGCUAGACUGCUUGGCUUUUGGUCGAGUGGCGGGUAGAAAGGCAGCUUGUGCGACACCCAGCAUUGUGGUUCCACCCGAGUAG
Seminavis robusta is the source of this 1512-nucleotide messenger RNA. Lineage: Eukaryota; Bacillariophyta; Bacillariophyceae; Naviculales; Naviculaceae. The record is from the annotation of a GenBank genome assembly.